AUGGCCUCAAUCGCCGCAGUGUUGGAUAGCAACUCCAACAUCACUCGUCACCAUGGGCCAGGCUUGGUCGCUGUCUUUGGUAAGUUUUCCGUGCUCAGGGAGCUUCGGCAUGAUUGGCUUCGUCGACUUUCUCUAUUCCUGCUCUUUCUUGUCUUCAUACUAACCUUUCCAGUUGGUGGGACGAGUGGCAUAGGAGAAACUACUGCCCGCGCAUUCAUACGGAACACCGACGCCUCUCGUGCUUACCUGAUUGGAAGAGACCAGGCGAGCGCGAUGAGCAUCAUCGAGGAAUUGAAGAAACUGAAGCCCGAGUCGGAAGUCACCUUCAUCCGAUCAGACGUGUCUUUGUUGCGCGAGGUGGACAAGACAUGCGCCGCCAUCCAGGAGAAAGAGGAUAAGGUGAAUAUCUUAUUUCUCAGCCCAGGCACCGGGUCGACCAAUGGUCGUACUGAAACCGACGAGGGUCUCGACAGAAAGCUCAACCUCCACUAUUAUUCCAGGAUGCGAUUUGUCCAAAACCUCCUUCCACAGCUCCGAAAUGCUGAUCACAGCCGUACUAGAGACCACAAACCCCUCUCACGCGUAGUAUCGGUCCUCGAGGCCGGAGGCGAGGGUGCUCUGCAACUGGAUGAUCUCUCGCUCAAAACCCACUGGUCUCUCCGUAACUGCGGGAUACAUUCCAUCACCAUGAACUCAGUAUCCAUGGAGCAUCUAGCAUCUGUGUACCCACAAACCUCCUUCGUCCACAGCUUCCCGGGCAUUGUUCGAACGCGCCUUGAUCGCGAUCUAGGCACUGUGGCAAAAUGCGCCAUGAAAGCCCUGAUCGUUCUGGCCAAACCGUGGGAGAUUUCAUUCGAGGAGAGCGGGGAGAGACAUCUAUAUGCUGCGACGAGUCCACGGUUUCCGCCACACGCAUACAAGGACAGCGCCUCUGAUGCAGCAGAGGGAUCUGAUGGCCGGAUCGGUAGUGGCUCCUAUCGUUUGAGCUCGCAGGGCUCUCCGUACAAGCCCAGCAAGAUCAUGGAGAGAUAUCGCGUCGACGGGGUGAGGAGUAUGAUAUGGGAUCAUACGUUGGGUGUCUUUGCCCAGGUUCGCGGCAGGCAGGAGAACGGUGGUUGA
Molecule: messenger RNA, 1119 nt
Organism: Penicillium olsonii
Lineage: Eukaryota; Fungi; Ascomycota; Eurotiomycetes; Eurotiales; Aspergillaceae
Source: the annotation of a GenBank genome assembly